Molecule: messenger RNA, 2823 nt
Organism: Cyanistes caeruleus (blue tit)
Lineage: Eukaryota; Metazoa; Chordata; Aves; Passeriformes; Paridae
Source: RefSeq, a predicted model, not a curated record
UCUAUGAUUCUAUAAUUCUAUGAUUCUAUGAUUCUAUGAUUCUAUGAUUCUAUGAUUCUAUGAGUGUUGCAGCUUCUUCCUGAAAACAACACUUCAAACAGUCCCAGAAGAGUGAUCAGGAUAGCAUCACUUGCCUGGUCUGGGCCCAUGCAGUACAUAAACUGAGUCUUCUGCCUGCACUGCUGCAUUCCUGCCUUAGAAAUCCUGGGGCCUUUAAUCCCAGGGAUCAGAAGAAGCCUUCAUUGGGGAACGAGCAUGGAACAAACCUGGAAAUGAAAAGGCAGCAAUGCAGGAAAUAAAAACACAGCCCAUAUCAUUAGGUGUGCUGGUUUGCAUUCAAGAUGAGCUUGCUGGGAAAUUGUUACCUCUGCAAAGACUGCCCCUGGUCCUGUGGCAGUGAAGGGCAGGUAUAAAAGGCAGCCCAAGUCUCUGCUCUCUCAUCCACUUCUCUUGCUUCCUUCAGCUUGGGAACCAGGUGAGUCUGAAGCCCUUUCUCUUUCUCUUCCAAAGUGAGAUCUCCACAUGGUGGACAUCUCAAAUUGGCUUCCUCAUGUCUGGGGAUUGGAGCAUUUGGUCAUGAGAGGGGAAAGCGGGGAGGAGGCUGGCAUAGAGAGAGGCUGGUGACAGUGGUGCCUUUUGGUUUAUGAGCUGGGAGAGAACUUCCUGAGUCAGGCUGCUCUUUGCAGGGCUCCUGGCCCAGUCUCCAGCUUCCCACUCAUGAUGGUCUUGGCUCUUUUGUGAUGGGAUAACCCACCCAGCCUUGUGCUCUGUUUUCUCUCUGCUCUCUUUUCCAGGUGCACCUGUGGCCUCAAGUCAUGUCCUGCAACACCCAGUGCCGUCCCUGCCAGCCCUGUGGUCCCACCCCGCUGGCCAACAGCUGCAAUGAGUGCUGUGUCAGGCAGUGCCAGAGCUCCACCGUUGUGAUUGAGCCGCCUGCUGUGGUGGUGACCCUGCCCGGCCCCAUCCUCAGCUCCUUCCCACAGAACACCGUGGUGGGAUCGUCUACCUCGGCUGCUGUUGGCAACAUCCUCAGCUCUGACGGAGUGCCCAUCAACUCUGGGGGCUUUGACAUCUCCUGCAUCACCAGGCGCUAUGGUGGCAACAGAUGUCGUCCUUGCUAAAGAUGCUCGGAAAGCCCCAACAAGACAUCUUGAGGAACUCAUAACAUGGCAUUGGGCAGAGGAUCUAGGUUUUGGGUGCUGUUUGCAGGAUAGCUGACCGAACUUGCCUUUCUCUCCCUUUUCAUUUUUUGCAUUGGUUCCUAUGUGCUGCAAUGUUCCCCAAAGGCCAGCUUGGUAGGGACCAUUUGGUUUCUCCCCUUUGUGGGACAGGUAGACUGACAUUAUGCAGGAACUACUCCAGAGCCAAGGAGUGCAGACUCUCUGCUGCCCUUGGUGCUGCCUGUGCUGCUGGCCUCUGCUUUCAGUGGCUUUGUUUCCUUCUUUCAUUUCAUUAAAGUUCUGCUGCAUUCAAUUCUGUGUCUCUGUGGUUCUUCCUUUGGUUGCUCUUCUGAAUGCCAAAGCAGAAAGGUGUUGUUUAGUCAUGGAAGUCAGUGAGGGCAUAAGGAGACCCUUCUCCAUUCACAGAGGAAUGGAAUUUUGGGGCUUCAUGGAGGGGAAACUAUUAAGGGUAAAAUCUCUUGGAGCUCAGGAAGACAUCCUCUGGCUGCUCUGCUUCCAGACACCAUCAAGCCUCGUGUUGACGUGUCUUUGCCCACAAAUGCCUAGGAAGUUGGGAGACCUUGAAGCAAUAGUAGCCCCAUGAUCUCCUGAGGGUGUUCUUGUUAGUAUGAUCAGAGCUCCAGUGGGGUUGUUGGUGAGAGGGUCCUGGACAUAAUUUCCCCUGCAGAAUAACGGGAGUUGGAAUGCAGUGAACAACCUUUGCAUUUGACCAUGGUUUCUACUCCAUCUUCCUCUCCCCUUCAUGACUCAAAAAAAGUGAGGACAAAUACCCGUUGACCACUUUCUUUUCCCAAAUCCAUGGUCCUUUAGAUCAGAACAUGUUGAACCUGAGGUCUCAGCCUCUGCCUGGCACAGCACCAGGCUGAUGGACUGCACUGGCACAUUUGGCAUUGGCUUGAACAGGAGGCAGAGAUGCAUCUCACACCAGACAGCACUGACACUGCAGUGCAAGGAAACUCACUUGAGCAUAGCCUGGACGAAGCUGGCAGGACUUGUUAGCCUUUCUGCUGUCCAUAAAGUAAGCCUCAUCCUUUUGAAAUCCCUAGAUCUUGCGAGAGCUGUGUCCUGACCUGGAGAAGCAGGGAAUGAGGACUGCAAGCCAUGUUUAGACAUUCCUAAUAUUGUUUACAGUGAAUUAAACUAAGAAUCCAAACUGGUAUGAAAUCAUCGUAAUUUGGUCCAGGAAUCAUCAGCAGCAGAGUGUGAGCUUUGAAGCAGUAGGAGAAGGAGGAUUGAAGGUAGAGAAGACUGCAUUUCAGUGCCUGUGGUGAGGAUAAUUCUUUGCCAGGUUUGUUCUGUUAUUGCUCAGCUACACACAAGUUCCUUUAGACUCUGGGUGCUCUGUGGAGCUUAUUGGCAGAGCAGUGGAGCAUGUUAAUGCCAUAAGUAGAGCAAUCUCUCAUGAGGAGGGAUGGACAUACACACACUUAAGCAUGUCAGAAAGGAAUCAUGCACAAAUUUUUGCACCUAUGUACAUUCAGACAGUCCCAGCUGCACACAAGUGCACAUGAGACAAGAACAUGCAAAGUCACAGCCAGCACAGCUUCAUGAGAGGGAACACCUGCUUGUCAGAUCUGAUUUCCUUUUAUGACAAGGUAACUCACCUGUUUAUCAAGGGAAGGCAGUUGAUAUAAUCUUUUUG